Messenger RNA from Striga hermonthica, 912 nucleotides. The record is from the annotation of a GenBank genome assembly. NCBI's taxonomy places the organism in Eukaryota, Viridiplantae, Streptophyta, Magnoliopsida, Lamiales, Orobanchaceae.
AUGAAUGCUCAAAAAAAAGCAUUUCGUGCCAAAUUGAACGCAAAAAAGCAGGAAAAGCAGCGGAUUGAUUCUCCUCUUGUAAGGUAUAACGAACACGAUCAACCUGUAUGUAGAGUUUGCGAUGUUGUCAUCAAAUCCGAGUCAAAUUGGCCUGCUCACCAAGUUUCUCGCAAACAUCAUGAGGCUAUUGAAAAACUCAAAGCUACUGCUGCUGCUCAAAAUCGUCCGACGGUUUCAAAGUGUGAAUCUGCUAAACAGUUUCCAAAGGCUAAGCUUGAAUCCUCCAGGGACUUGAUUGAAAAACCUGAACCUUUACCUGCAGUGCGUGCACAUCAAUCAUCUACUCUGCCUCAAGAUUUUUUCGAUAAUCCUGACAAGAAGAGGCAAAAAAAUGGUAUGAGCAGUGAGCUUGCCAAUUACAUAUCAUUCACUGCCCCAUCUGUGGAGACUAGAAAUCCUCACAUACAGACUUCAAUGGAUCCAACGCCAUUGCCAAGUACAUCUAAUGUGGUGGCUAAGGAAGUUAAAGGGGCACUGCCUGCAGGUUUUUUUGAUGACAAAGAUGCUGAUUUGCGUGCGCGUGGCAUAAAACCCGUGAAGCCAGAUGCCAAGGAUGAAUAUAAGGAAUUUGAAAAGUUAAUCCAAGAGGAUUUACAAGAGGUGGAUAACCGGUUGGAGGAAGAAGAGUUUGUUGCGGCUGAGGUGAUCGAAGAGGAGGAGACUGUCGAACAGAGGGCAUAUAUAGAGAGAGUGGAAAUGUUAAGAAGGAAGAAACUGGAAUUUAAGGCUUCCAAAUCUUCUGCGGCUGUUAAAGAUGCAGAAGUGACGAGUAAAAUUCCUAGCCGUGAAGCAUCUUCGAGCGAUGACGAGGAUGACGACAUAAAAGUUGAUUGGAGAUCAAAGCGACUUUAA